Esox lucius (northern pike) is the source of this 5127-nucleotide messenger RNA. RefSeq names its product eph receptor A2 b (gene epha2b). Gene Ontology annotation, molecular function: protein binding; transmembrane-ephrin receptor activity; ATP binding. Gene Ontology annotation, cellular component: neuron projection; plasma membrane. The transcript has 17 exons. Lineage: Eukaryota; Metazoa; Chordata; Actinopteri; Esociformes; Esocidae. The coding region runs from base 103 to 3081 and encodes 992 amino acids. The record is from RefSeq and is a predicted model, not a curated record. Gene Ontology annotation, biological process: protein phosphorylation; axon guidance; cell surface receptor protein tyrosine kinase signaling pathway.
CCUCAUUUGUGAAUGAGGCUUCCGCGAGCUCACGGACUGUGCAGUUGGACUACUUAUUUGAGUGUGGAAGUAACCAACCUACCAUAGAAAUAUACUUCCCAAAUGGAUUCCCGUGGGAUUAAGCGCUUGUUAUUUUCCUAUGUGUUUAUUAACGGUAUUUUUAUUACGUUGCAAACUAAAGAGGAGGUGUUAUUGGAUAUGAGGGCAUCAGGGAGUGAGCUAGGCUGGUUGACCUGGCCCUAUGAACAAGCAGACAAGCAAGGGUGGGAAGUGGUCCAGAGGAGCCUGAAUGGCUCCCAGUUUUAUACCUACUCUGUGUGUAAUGUGGGUGAGCGCGAGCAGGACAACUGGCUGCGCAGCACCUUCAUACAGCGCCGCCCGUCAGCCUCUCGGGUCUUUGUGGAGCUGCAGUUCAUUGUGCGCGACUGCAACUCAUUUGGUGGCUCGUCCCUCACCUGCAAAGAAACCUUCAACCUUUUCUCCUCCGAGUCAGACGCUGAUAUCGGCACCAGCUUCCGCAAGAGCCAUUUCAAGAAGGUGGCCACCAUUGCGCCAGACGAGAUCACCACCAGACACGAUCUGCGCAUCAACAAAGAGACACGGGUGGUAGAAAGCCUAAGCAGGAAAGGCUUCUACUUGGCAUUCCAGGACAUUGGGGCUUGCGUGGCUUUGCUCUCUGUCAGGGUCUACUACAAGACAUGUCCGGCCACUGUCAAAAGCCUGGCUGCCUUCCCAGAGACAGUGGCAGGUGGAGGGGAAAAUCAGGCUCUGAGGGAGGUGGUAGGGGCCUGUGUGAAGAAUGCAGUGAGUGAGGAGCUGCCUCGUAUCUACUGCACAGUGGAUGGAGAGUGGGUGGUGCCUGUUGGACAGUGCCAAUGCAAACCUGGGUUUGAAGCGGUCAACGAGACAUGUGAAGAGUGUCAGCCAGGCUUUUUCAAAGAGUCUGCGUCCAGCAAUGUGUGUGAGCGGUGUCCUGCUAACACACAGAAGCGUGAUCCCGGGGCACUGCUCUGUCCGUGCACUGAUGGCUACUACCGUGCUCCCACUGACAACCCGACCGGGCCAUGCACAGGCCUGCCUUCAGCACCGCGAGAACUAGUUGCCACGACCACCCAGCUGGCGGCGGGCAAGUUGCAGCUGACGUGGAGCCCGCCAGAGGACACAGGAGGCCGCAGGGACAUCACCUACAGCGUGGAGUGCAGAUGCUGUGACGGUGGCGCGUGCCAGCCGUGCGGGGAGAAGGUGCGCGUGGAGCCGGCCUCCUCGGGCCUGACGGACACCGCGGUGACCGUGGGCGAGCUGGAGCCCCAUAUUAACUACACCUUCACCGUGGAGGCCCACAACGGGGUGUCCCUGUUCACCGGGCCGCUGAUGCCACGCGCCAGCAGGCCCCCGUCCAGCAGCACGCUAACCACUGCCCUGCACUACACAGACCCACCCAAGGUGACGUCCAUGCGCCUGGAAGAUCGGAGCGCCACUAGCAUCUCCCUGUCCUGGGCUGUAGCGCCCCGCAGGCCCCUGCCCCGGUCCACACGCUACGAACUUACGUACCGCAGGAAGGAUGACAAUCUGGAUGUGACCACGUACACUGUCCUGCUUCUGGAGAAGAGCUCUGUGCUGAUCAGUGAAUUGUCCCCGGGCACCGCCUACCUAUUCAGGGUACAGGCUCUGAGCCCUGAGGGCGGCCCUGGAGGAUCCAGCAUGGAGGAUGAAUUUGAAACCCUGCCUGAAGUGCCGCCGGCCCAGAGCAACGCCGCUGUCAUCUUCGGAGUGUUGGUUGGUGGAGGUGCCAUGUUGUUCAUCGUGGUGGUCGUCAUUCUCGUACGCAAGCGGAAAAGGAACUGCCAUACAAGACAAGGACCAGAAGAUGCCUACUUUUCUAGCUCAGAGCAACUGAAGCCGCUGAAAACCUAUGUGGAUCCACAUACAUAUGAAGACCCGAACACAGCUGUCCAUAUGUAUGCCAGUGAGAUUCAUCCCAGCCAUGUGACCAAGCAGAAAGUGAUUGGAGCUGGGGAGUUUGGAGAGGUGUACCGCGGUAUUCUGAAAGCAUCAGGGAGGAAGGAGACUGCAGUGGCUAUUAAGACGCUGAAGCCAGGCUACUCUGAGAAGCAGAGGCAGGACUUCCUCUCAGAGGCAAGCAUCAUGGGACAGUUCUCCCACCAGAACAUAAUUCGCCUGGAGGGAGUUGUCACUAAAUUCAAGCAUGCCAUGAUUGUGACUGAGUAUAUGGAGAACGGCGCACUAGACAAGUACCUAAAGGAUCAUGAUGGUGAGCUGCCCUCCUUCCAGCUUGUGGGCAUGAUGCGUGGCAUCGCCGCAGGCAUGAAAUAUUUGUCUGAUAUGAGCUACGUUCAUCGGGACCUUGCUGCCCGCAACAUCCUGGUAAACCACAUCCUUGAGUGUAAGGUGUCUGAUUUCGGCCUGUCUCGAGUGCUGGAAGAUGACCCAGAGGGGACCUACACCACCAGUGGAGGUAAGAUACCCAUCCGCUGGACAGCCCCAGAGGCCAUUGCCUAUCGGAAGUUCACCUCGGCCAGUGACGUGUGGAGCUUUGGCAUUGUUAUGUGGGAAGUCAUGGCCUUUGGCGAGCGGCCAUACUGGGACAUGAGCAACUGCGAGGUAAUGAAAGCCAUCAAUGAGGCAUUCAGGCUGCCGGCGCCCAUGGACUGCCCGUCCGCAGUCUACCAGCUCAUGUUGCAGUGCUGGCUGCAGGACCGCUCCAAGAGGCCCAAAUUCACGGAUAUUGUCAGCCUCCUGGACAAGCUUCUCAGGAGCCCAGAGUCCCUGAAAACUAUCGCAGACUUUGAUCCCCGCAUAUCGAUCCGCCUGCCCAGCACAAGUGGAUCAGAUGGCUCACCCUUCAGGUCGGUGUCCGAGUGGCUGGAGUCCAUCAAGAUGAAUCAGUACAGCGAGAACUUCACCAGUGCUGGUGUGGUCACUAUGGAUCAGGUGCUGCAGAUGAAGAACGAGGAUAUCAAGAACAUUGGAGUAAGAUUGCCUGGCCACCUGAAGAGAAUUGCAUACAGUAUCCUGGGCUUAAAAGACCAGACCAGCACCCUAAGUGUAUUUCCAAUGUGAUUCCAUACUAGUGCCGGAAGACUGAGUUGGGCACUUAAGUGGGCAAAACUUUGAACUCUGUGUGGGACUGGACUGGACUGGAGCUGAGCUGCAGGGACGGCUUUGGACAGACAACAAAACUGAACACAUCAAAGAGACAUGAGACACCCAAAAGGGACUGACAUUUACUGUACAUUUUUGUAACCGAUUUGUAAAGUAUAUCCUAAAAAGGAUGACAAUUCAUAUAAUAGGAAGAUUAGAUAGUGUAUAGUAUAUGCUGUAUAUAUUUCUUAUUAUCCAUGUCUGUUGUACAGAAUUUUCUUUACUGAAAAUGUCUUCAUAUUUUCUUCCUUCAAUAAAAUAAUCAAGUGAUAGACUCAGUCUUUAAGUCGCUAAAUGGAUUGUACGGAAGUUCUCUUGGAUUCUGUCGCACCCAGUGUUGAGAAAAGAACAUGAAAAUAGGUAAAGCCAUUUAAAACGUAGUACAACCAAUUCUUGCUACAACCAAUUCUUGGUGAAAAUGGACCUGAAGCAGAGAGUCCACCUCAAAGGGCCUGGACUGGCCAUACAUUAACAUGAUUUGACAUUCAAACCACAGUCCUAAGGUUGGCACAUUUUGGCUGCUGUUAAGCCUUAUCAGGUCCUGAUUUAGAUAUAAAGCUGUCAUAUUCAUUUUUGUUAAUUAAAAUAAUAUGAAAUAUGCGGUACUUGCCAUGUAAAAUGCAAUUGUCCAAAGGCUUGUUAAUUAAUGGGACCAAGAACCUUAGUAAAUGCAGCACUUAAGUAACAAUUGGUUUGAGUUGUAUAAUCUGAAAUGCAUAUCAUGUAAUUAUGAUUACCUUAAUGUCAUAGGAUGAUCACAUUUGUAACAAUCAAGCAUUAUAAAAUUACACUUAACAAUGGCUUUUAUUUGAAAAUAUGUUUAUCGCAAUAUAACUUGCUGACCUUCAUCAUGUCAUUAAUACAUUAUGAUACUGUUUUUAUUCAAAUUUUUUGAUAACAAAUUGGAAAUUCAUAAUUCAUAAAGGAUUACCAAUGGUUGUUUCAGUGAUUUCAUACUAUGAAGAGUGUAGGUUGAUAUGCAAUUUGAAUGUGACCAUAAUAUAGCUCAGUAUGUUUUUUUUCUCAAUAUUUAGAUUUGGAUUACAUUCAUAUUCCGGGUGGUUAAUCCAGAUUUCUUAGAUGGUAUAUGAUAAAAUGUUUUGCUUUAACAGUGCUGGUUUACUUUUAAGCUUUUUUUUCUGUCAAUGCAUUCUGUUGAUAAAGGUUAUAUUUCUGUUAUGGCCAAAAACCAAUCAAUUUACAGUCUUUAUUGUCCAAAUACAAUUUUCCCCAUACAAUGUUCAAAAGAAUGUGCAUACUUUAUAUUUAGCAAACUGUCUUAAAAGAUGACUGCAAAUCGGUUUGUUACUGACUCCAUCUUUAACUACUUGAAUUUUUUGUGUGAUGUUUUUUUGGAUUGUCUUUUUGGACUUGAUGCUCCUUGUUUCAUAAAUACACAAAGUAUAUGUACAUUUUAUUUGUUUACUAGAUUUCCAUUUGGAAACAGGAUCAUUUUCUUUUUUUUUUUGUCUUUCUCACAUCUAUUUCUUUAAAAACAUGAUGUUCAGUUUGAGUACCGUUUAUCAAAUGGAUGUCCAACACAGUUUAGCUUUCUCCUUGACAACGUAGCAUAACUCUAAUUUUUUAUUUAAUAGUCUAUUUAUUUGAUACUUUUAUUUAUUGUCAUAAUAAAACUGAGUUGGGAUUUAUUCAUAAUUAAGGAUUGGUUUUCAAUCACAAACAUCUUGCCUUUCAUAUUUAAUUGCCUUCAAUUCAUGUAAUAAUUGCCUCCAGUUCUUAUAAUGCCUCAAAUUGUAUUUCCCUUUUGCAUUGUCCGCUUGUUGAUGUAGUUCCAACAGUACUAAUGAUUACAUAUUUUCUCUCAACUCUUUUUCUCUAGACAGGGUAUAAGGGAUAUUCAAUCAAUGUCAAUGUAAUUUUAGUGCCACAAAAAUGUUUGCUUAUAGAGCUGGAUGAGAUGGACAGAAAUGCAUAUAAUAAUAAUAAAUGGCCAAGAAACAUGAA